AUGGCGGACUUGGUCGUGGGCAGAGACAAGUGCGGGGAGCAGCGCCUCGUGUCGCUGCCCCUGUCCCGCAUCCGGGUCAUCAUGAAGAGUUCGCCCGAGGUGUCCAGCAUCAACCAGGAGGCGCUCGUGCUCACCGCUAAGGCUACGGAACUCUUUGUCCAGUAUCUAGCCACCUAUUCCUACAGACACGGCAGCGGGAAAGAGAAGAGAGCACUCACCUACCAUGACCUGUCCGAUGCUGCAGAGGAAUCGGAGACGUUCCAGUUUCUGGCAGAUAUUUUACCAAAGAAGAUACUAGCCAGUAAGUAUCUGAAGAUGCUUAAGGAGAAGGAGGAGGAAGAAGAGGAGGAGGAGAAUAACAACGAUGAAAGUGAUGAAGCAGAAUCCUAA
Messenger RNA from Pipistrellus nathusii (Nathusius's pipistrelle), 390 nucleotides. NCBI's taxonomy places the organism in Eukaryota, Metazoa, Chordata, Mammalia, Chiroptera, Vespertilionidae. The record is from the annotation of a GenBank genome assembly.